Molecule: messenger RNA, 1599 nt
Organism: Lasiosphaeria miniovina
Lineage: Eukaryota; Fungi; Ascomycota; Sordariomycetes; Sordariales; Lasiosphaeriaceae
Exons: 2
Coding region: 238-1371 (377 amino acids)
Source: RefSeq, a predicted model, not a curated record
UUGGAUCUGCCGUAUACGUCAUUGACAUCAAGCGUCUGCUCGCCAUCGCACAACUGAGACGCAUCAACGGCUCAGCAACAACGAUAUUAACAGACACGCACAGAAAGAGACAGUCCCAGACAGAGAGACAGCCUCACACCGAGACGAACAGGCCCGGGCAGAGAAACAGCCCCGGAAAACCAGAAACAGGUAGAGACGGAGACAGCCAGACACGGCACGCAAAGUGACAUACCUACCAUGGAGACCCAGACCCGCUGGCGCCCAAACAUUCGGCCCCUGAACACCGAGCGCGGUCCGCCCAGCCCCCCCGGCCUCUACUCGUCCCGCAGCUCCAUCUACUCGGCGUCUAUGCGGUCGCCAAACAUGCUCAGCCCCAUGUACCCGAGCUCACCGGGCUACGACCAGGCCAUGCGGCGCCACGAGCGUGCCAUGCUCGAGAGCCUCGACCAGCGCGGCCGGUCAGGUCAGGCAGGCCAGCCAAGCCAGCUCGAGUCGCAAAAUCUGCAGAGCGUUGCCCAGAACCGCUCGCUGUUUCCGAUCGCAGAGCAGAAUUUGCGGCGUGCCUCGCUCGCCAGCCCCCCGCCCCGCCCCUCGGCAAGCUCGCCCCGUUCGCCCGGCCGCCUGAUGCACCGUCCCAGGCAGACGCUCGCCGCCGAAACCCGAUCGAUCCUGCUCUCCGGCAUUCCAGACCCCCAGACUCUCGCCGAGCGCCGCCAGUCCCUGCCUCCAUCGUUCCCGGUCGGCCGUCGCGGCAGCCGCCACGUGCGACAGGAGCUGCAGGCCUGGGGCCACGUCUACUUUGGUAAUGGAUCUGAAGCCAGUUGCUUCGUAGCGGCCGUGGCCCUUCGGAGACCCAGCGAGGCCUCCUCGGGUGACGACGGCCCUACACGGAGUCGGGAGCACCGCCGCGUGACGAUCCGCGCGCGCGUUCGCCCCCGUGCGCUUGACCGCAAGCCCUUCCUCCUCCAACGGACCUUUGAUAUGGACGAGCUCCGAGCCACGGUUCCGGAGCCGUCGCCAACCGCGGCAUCGCCCCGGCAGCUGUCGGCCGACCUCGGCAGCCGAGAUGCCCAGCUCCGCGCGCGCCGGCGCUCCUCGACCUCGGACCCUGCAGAUCCCAGCGCCGAGCUUAACAAGUCUCCGGUGCGGAGUACAAACACGGUUCCGAUCCAUCUGCGCUAUGCGCGUGCUUACUUCCCGGUUCUGGCCGCGCUCAUCUACUCCGGGCACAUCCAGGCGCGCGACAUCAUCGAUCUCCCCCUGCCACAUCCCGAGGCCUGGACGCAGACGGCGGCACAUGUCUACACGGGCCAGGGCGAGCUAACCGACGCCGUCCGACAAAACAUUGAGUACCUGGGCGGUAAAGUUUGAUUGCGAGCGGCGACACGCCACUCGCCGGUUAUCGUGGCUGUCUAGCUAGUUUAAGCAGCCUACGUCUUGUUUAGCUUACCAAUCGGUCCUAUUUAUGUGCAUUGUCCAACAGCCUUUGUCUCUAUCCGGAGCUGUCUUUGAUGUACACAGUCCACUGGGUGAGCCGCGAUUGCCGCCGCGUGUCGCAUGUGCCUCGAGUCUUUCACUUGCCGACUGCUUGCUUGCUGG